UUGGCUCGUGGAGGCUGGCUCAAGGCCUCAGGAGCAGCGUUUUGCGUGUAGCUUCGACGCGAGCUCUGCGCAAUGGUGCAGAAAGCGCUUAGCCUCAACAAACACAAGCAGUCCAAGGCCACACAGAAGCACAAGGCACCCAAAGUCUCUAAAGUUGACAUCCUGAAGAAGAAAAAGAAGAAGGAUGUCUCUGACAGCGUCGGAGCAGCUGCAGCGACCUUCAUCAAGAAGUGUGGGCAGAAGACGGAGGCAAAUGUAGCUGCAAAGGCAGCAGUCGAAGGCAAUGCCAACCUGGAAUAUGUCAAAGUAACUCCUCAACAGAUUGCCAAGGCUGAAAAGAAGAUUGGGCAGAGGCCAAACAAGAAGCAGAAAAGGAGAUGAGGAGAACUGGCUCCACUUAGAUUCUCUCAGGAGACUCUUUUGCGUUUCACCUUGCA
Molecule: messenger RNA, 437 nt
Organism: Durusdinium trenchii
Lineage: Eukaryota; Dinophyceae; Suessiales; Symbiodiniaceae
Source: the annotation of a GenBank genome assembly